Molecule: messenger RNA, 1151 nt
Organism: Asparagus officinalis (garden asparagus)
Lineage: Eukaryota; Viridiplantae; Streptophyta; Magnoliopsida; Asparagales; Asparagaceae
Product: protein APEM9
Exons: 6
Coding region: 22-1080 (352 amino acids)
Biological process (GO): peroxisomal membrane transport
Source: RefSeq, a predicted model, not a curated record
AGCAGAAGAGAGCGGGAGGUAAUGCCGAUGUCAUCUCGAAACCGAAAUCUGCGAAACAAAUCGAAUCUCUCCGAAAGUUAUAUGGUCUGUUGCAUGUUCGGGGAAGCAGCAUCGCUGGCUGCGUCCACUGUCAAACGGGUGCACAAUGCCAGCUUAGCGAACGCAGCAGAUGAUGCUCAACUUGUUGAAAUGAUGGAAUCAGCUGGCAUGGUGUUUGUUCAGUCAUUGAAAGAACUGGGAAGGACGAGUGAACUAUUUGGCGAGCUUAAAGAGUUAUUUGGUACACUGGAGGCAAUACCAGUUUUAGUCUUCCUAACGGGGGUCUGCAUGCAAAUAUCAGAGGGAUAUUCAUCCAACCUAUCAACAACAUUGGAGGAGUUCCUUGAAAAAUGGGUUUAUUUGAAAGAUGAAGUGGAUGUUUUGCCAAAAUCAGAAUUGCAGGACGCUCAAUUUGAAGGAUGCAGGUGGCAAGCUUCAAUCCCUCUUGAAAAGUACUUGGAGGUGGCAGAUAUUUAUGCCAUAACCAUCCUCGGGAGGGUUCUACAUAAACCUGAUGUUGCUGUUUCUUGGACAGAGAGAGCUGGCUUACCUGAAGAAAAACGUCAGGAUAUGCUGAGAAAGCUACAUUCGUUGCAUCUCUCGGCACAUUCCAGCUCAUCAACAGAUAGAAGCGGCGGCUUAUCUAUUUCAGGUACUUGUUCAGCUGCACACACGGUGGAAAAAGCUUCUGGGGACGCUGAACUACCAGACUUUCCUAAUGGACAUGCAGCAAAACCUUCCUCCUUGAGAUCUAUUAAGCCAUCCACUGAGCGUAUCUCAGAUAAAACAUUCGGGUCGAAGGUUGGAAAUUUCCUAUCGGUCCUUCCUCGCAGAAAGACUAUGAUGUUGGGCUCGUUUAUCCUUUUUGUUCUUUAUAUUCUUCGAAAGAAACACGCAGUAUGGAAACGAUUUAUAAUCCAACAAGGCUCAUCCAUUAGAAGAGCUCUGAUUGAUGCUUGGCAGCUUGCCUUCUCUGUUCAGGUGAAUCCACUCGCGGCAGUUCAGCAGUUGCCCUCUGCCACACCACGGGGAGGAAGGUGACAGUUCUUCGAUUAUGGAAGCGGCUUAGGAAGCAGCAAAAGAGAUCUCGUUGUUGUAUAUAUAGUCAUUAG